This is a messenger RNA of Sorex araneus (European shrew), 456 nucleotides long. RefSeq names its product protein krueppel-like. NCBI's taxonomy places the organism in Eukaryota, Metazoa, Chordata, Mammalia, Eulipotyphla, Soricidae. Bases 1 to 456 code for a protein of 151 amino acids. Gene Ontology annotation, biological process: central nervous system development; regulation of transcription by RNA polymerase II. The transcript has a single exon. Gene Ontology annotation, molecular function: DNA-binding transcription factor activity, RNA polymerase II-specific; RNA polymerase II cis-regulatory region sequence-specific DNA binding. Gene Ontology annotation, cellular component: nucleus. The record is from RefSeq and is a predicted model, not a curated record.
AUGCGCUCGCACAGCACCGUGAAGCCCUUCAAGUGCGAGGCGUGUGGGAAGGGCUUCAAGCGCUCCUGCCACCUCGUGGAGCACGAACGCAUCCACCGAGGCGUGAAGCCACACCACUGCAAGGAAUGCGGGAAGGACUUCACCUGCCUCUCCAACCUCAAGCGGCACCUGCAGACCCACAGCGGCCAGCGGCCCUUCGAGUGCCCCGAGUGCGGGAAAAGCUUCAUCCAGGCCUCAAAUCUCAGCUAUCACCUGAAAAUGCACAGGGACCAGUGGCCUCACUGGUGCCCCAAAUGUAGCUGUCGCUUCCGGAUCACCGCUCAGCUAAGGGAUCACCUGCGGACGCACAGCGGUGACAAACCCUACCUGUGCGCGGAGUGCGGGAGAACCUACUUUCGGGCCUCUAGCUUCAGCACCCACAUGAAAACGCAUGAUGAAGAGAGACUCCAGAACUGA